AUUUCGUUCUUUGUUCGCUUGCCCAAAUUCUGACUCUGCUCAGUUGGCUGUAGCUGUAUCAUCAGCACUCUUCUCCGCGCAUGCUACCUCCACCAUGGUUCCUAAUCCCCUUUCUGGCUGAGCUGGGAGUCCACAGGAGAACUGUCCCAGGCUUUCACCCCUUCUCUGUUCUUCCCUGAACCAAUGUCCAAUUUGGCAAACAUGGAAGACUAAACAAACUCCCACCCCCAUACGUCAUGGCUGAAAAUCCCCACUAUAGCCUGAGGUCUUUAACAAGGGAAAUUUAAAGAAGAUGGAAUAACCCACUUAGUAAAAGAACAGAAAAACAUUUUCUACAAUAGGUCACAUAUAAACUUAACUUCUCUAUUUCGUUACUGUGCUACGCCAGUUCAGGUACCGAUUGAAAAGUAUUCUUCGGAGAAUUCAAGCCACAGUCAUAGAUUUCAUAGACAUUUGGGCUGGAAGGGACCCCGGAGGAUCGAGUCCAGCCCCCUGCCCCAGGGGCAGGAAGUCAGCAAGGAUCAUAGGAUCCCAGCAAGAUAAGCAUUUCACCUGCAUUAACAAAUGGAACAUUCUCAACGUCUGGAUCUUUUUUCAGAGAGCUGCUAUCUAAUCCCCCGGGAAAGCUAAUCCAGCGACAGAUCUAUGCAUUGUAUUCCACUUUUUGUUGAUUUGGUUAUGACCUAAGCAGAGCAAGUUUCCAAGGAAUUCCAAAUACGUAUUAGGUUGUAUUUCAAGGGGCACUUUAAAACAAAAUAAAUAUUCCAGUGAUAGAAAAACUCCCCACACAGCCAUUUGGUGAACCAAAUCUAGGCAAGCAACCUUUCAAGCUGGUUCCACCCUCACCACCUUCUCUCUUGUAUACUUCCUCUCUCCUGUCCCAUCUUCAGUUCUGUCAUUUUUCCACUUGUGGAAGAAAGUUCCCAGGUUUGGUUCAGCGCAUGCCCAAGGCGAUCAUGUUUCUCAGAAGUGCUCUGCUGGGAAUUCUUCUUUUCUGCAUUCUCUAUACAGAAACUACUCUGGCUGGCUCCAGUUUUUUAAGCCCUGAAUACCCAAGGACACAGCAGCAGAAAGAUGCUAAGAAGCCUAACACCAAAUUACACCGCCGGGGCACAGAAGGAGUUUUGGAUACAGAUGAAAAACAGGCAAAGGGACACAGCAAUGAAAUUGAAGUUAAGUGCAAUGUCCCCUUUGAAAUUGGUGUCAAGAUAACAGAAGGACAGUACCAGGAGUAUGGACAAAAGCUCGAAAGGAUCUUAGAGGACAUGCUUACAGGGGAGCCAAAAGAAAUCCAAGUGGAAAACUGACAGGAGUUGAAGGACACCAGCAGCACAUGAUGACCUUUAUUACAACAAAACUCUGCUUUCGAGUUGUACACCUGAUAAUAUUCUUUUAAAAAACAGAUGCCUGGGGCUGAAUAGUUUACAUUUUUAAACCAUUUGGGUGAGAACAGACCUUUUUGGGAGGGAGGCAAGAGAUUAAAUAACUCGGUAAAGAAAACCAGCAGCCACCUGACUUCUAAGUUGUUUUACUUUUAUUUUUUUCUUAAUUGUAUCACAAAUGUUCUAGGAUGUGUUUGGAAGCCAUUUGGACCUUUUCUGCCAAUGGAGGGAGAAGACUUGUGUAUGCUUCUGCAACCGAAAAUAAAAGUAGUAUUGAAACUGCAGUAAUUUUUUGCCAUUUCUAAAAUUAUGUGAAGAAACUAGAUGCAAGUUUGAGUCUCUGUUAUACACAUCAGCUUAAUAUGAGGAGCUGCACAUAAAAAUAACCCUCAAUUAGCCUAGUCACUUUACUCUGUUGUUGAUGCAUCUGUUUCAAAGGGUAUCACACCCUCUCACACCUCUUCUGAAGUUAGUGAGGAUCUAGCUGUCAUUUUCAUUAGAGACAAACUAGUGCCCUUAGUGGUUCUACAAAGAGAACAUCAAAUUAUAUUUUCACAAUGUAAUUUUCACAGUGUAAAAGGUAUAAACUGUCCCUCCUUUGAAUGCAUCAAAUUCAUGAGCGAGAGCUGCCCUAGGAGCAGGCAGUCCCCACUACUGAGAUACACUCUCAUGCAAUGGUGAGGAUGGUUUCCCACUCAACUGUUUCUCUCAAUUGGCUGACUUAAGAGAGACCAUGUGUCUUUAACAAUAUUUUUAAAGGGAAUACUUAAAAAAAACCAACCCUAUAUAUUCCAAAACCUUCAUAUAAAACAGGAAGCAAGUGCCUAACUGAUGCUAAUAUCAGAAUGGAAAAUCUGUGAAGCAGAGGGGUGGAAUGGAACUUGCCUUCGUACCAUCAUUUCAGGGUUCGGAGAUGGGUUUGGAAUUCCUGCCUGGAAUGGAGGCUGAGCAAACAGGCGGAAUCAAUUUACAGAAAUGCAUUUAGUUUAUAGAGAUCCAUGCUCAUGAUUUUGCAGUCUUUCUUAGAAAUUUUUAUUUAACAUUUUUAAAUAUUUAAAUUUUUUUUAAAAAGUUUCAACUGUAGUUCCAAAUAUUAUUUAAAAAGUUACUACCCCUUGUUAAAAAUGUUAAAAAGUCUUCUGAACGCAAGGAUAAAAGUUGACAUGAAAUAGUAAAAAAAAAAAGAAAAAAAAAAAAGAAAGAAUUCUACAAAAAAAACCUGGUUUGAGAACUGUAUUUAUCAAGGUUUUUGGCACUUCUUUCACAGAGGCACUUGUCUUCAUAACAGUUUGAUCGCAGCCC
This is a messenger RNA of Alligator sinensis (Chinese alligator), 2684 nucleotides long. It is a transcript of the gene GHRL, whose product is annotated as ghrelin and obestatin prepropeptide. The transcript has 5 exons. Lineage: Eukaryota; Metazoa; Chordata; Crocodylia; Alligatoridae. The record is from RefSeq and is a predicted model, not a curated record. Gene Ontology annotation, molecular function: ghrelin receptor binding; growth hormone-releasing hormone activity. The coding region runs from base 942 to 1307 and encodes 121 amino acids. Gene Ontology annotation, cellular component: extracellular region. Gene Ontology annotation, biological process: gastric acid secretion; regulation of response to food; negative regulation of inflammatory response.